ACACCCUGGCGGCCGUUGCUUGCAUACAACUACGUACAGUAUAAACAUAUGCUUGGGCCUGGAGUUGAGACGCUGGGUCGUAUCCAAGAAAGAGGGUUCUACAUCGUGACUGCAUCGGUAGAUAGACUCGACAUGUUGGCACCGCUUCACCCAGUUCGCGACCUUCGCCUAAGUGGCCAGGUUAUAUAUACUGGGAAGAGUUCGAUGGAAGUUGCGGUCAAGAUGGAAGCUCUCGGGGCUGAUAUGACGGAUGAAAGGACUUUGUUGCUCGGUCGGUUCUCAAUGGUUUGCAGAGACGCUCAAACACAUCGAGCUAGACCAGUCAAUCCACUGUCAAUAACCACUACAGAGGAACGUAGCCUAUAUAACAUGGGUGAAAGUUCAAAAAAGAGGAGAGCGUCGCUCGCUUUACGUUCACUUGACCGUGUGCCCCCAAGCUCGACCGAGGCCAAGCAGUUGCAUGACUGCUACCUGCAGUACGGACAGAGUAACGGCAAUCAUAUCCAGCAUCAAGAAGAGAAGGUGUGGAUGGGGGAUACGAAACUAGAAAAGACAAUGCUUAUGUUCCCGCAAGAACGCAACGUACAUCAGAAGGUUUUUGGAGGCUACUUAAUGCGCCUGGCUUACGAACUUGGUUUCGCUAAUGCCUCACUCUUCACUCGAUCCCAUGUUCGUUUUCUGUCGUUGGAUGGGAUAUCGUUUGCAAGACCCGUCCCAAUAGGUUCAAUACUUCGCUUGAGAUCACUUGUGCUACACUCUGAUACAAGUGGCGACGCCCCACCAGCAGUACAUGUUGCAGUGCUGGCAAACGUGGUGGACGUCGGCACAGGACAAGAGCAGACCACUAAUGAAUUCCGCUUCACGUGGUGUAGAGACGAUGGGAAACCGACGUCGAGAAAGAUUGUUCCCAAAACCUAUAGAGAGGCCAUGCUGUGGCUAGAAGGCAAGAGAGCUCUAGAAAUGGGCGCUCAGAUUAGAGGGCAGAGGGAAUCCGAUCCAAAGAGGUUGUAAAACUGGAAUAAUAUUUCUUAAAUCCCAGAACGUUGGACGAACCUGGUAUUUCCACAUCUUUGCUAUGCUACAUCUCUAGAAGAGAAGUUGCCUCGUCUACAUAAGCUAUUAGAAUAACUAAGUAUGAUAGUACCAAAUUUGAAGUAUAAGCUCUUAAUCUCGGACAAAUGCGAUCAUAACGCGUAGUUACAAGCAUCAGGUUGUCCGCGUUCUUUUUG
Messenger RNA from Serpula lacrymans var. lacrymans S7.9, 1229 nucleotides. RefSeq lists its product as uncharacterized. Gene Ontology annotation, cellular component: mitochondrion. The transcript has 9 exons. Lineage: Eukaryota; Fungi; Basidiomycota; Agaricomycetes; Boletales; Serpulaceae. The coding region runs from base 49 to 1011 and encodes 320 amino acids. The record is from RefSeq and is a predicted model, not a curated record. Gene Ontology annotation, molecular function: fatty acyl-CoA hydrolase activity. Gene Ontology annotation, biological process: acyl-CoA metabolic process.